AUGACGGCCACCUAUAUAACCACGGGCCAAGCACCCCCUUUGCAGACGACCUUUAUAGUUACAAAUGCGGAGCAGCCCCCACAAACCACUUACGUCGAGAUCAUCGAAGAUCCACGGGCCCAACGCAGCUACAACCGCUGGACAAAUAAGCACAGUGCUCACUCCGCAACCUUUGGUAAGUUCUUCAAAUGCUGGAACACUGAAGCCCAUUUUACAGUAAUAACUGCUUAUUUUCAUCAAGGACUCCUAUUAUUUACCUAUGGCGGAAUGGAUAUGGCUCAAGGUCUACAGUGGAAUCUGAAUACAGCGGUUACGAACACCUACGAGUUCGAAUUCAGCUGGUUCGUCGGGGUCAUUAUUGGAGCUGUCGUGGCAGCUCUGACAGUGACCCACGUACCAAAAAGAUAUUUCUAUCUCUUGGGAGGAGUGAUGCUGUUUAUCGAUGCGGUUAUCUUUGUAAGUGCGCCGUACGACUAUUCUCCGAUAGUGGCCGCUCGCUAUGUGGGCGGAGUGGGCAUUGGACUCAUCACGGUGGCCUUCAUCAUACACAACUCGGAAGUAACUCUAGGCAGCUCCCGUGGUAAAUGGUGUGGCUUGGAGCAGUUUGGCUUGGCGCUGGGCAUACUUAUUCAGGUGCUCAUGGAUUCACAGUGGAACUUCAAGUCCAGCAUUGGAAUUAAUACGGCACAUGGAAUCAUUGGCAUUAUCUUUUCCGUUAUAGCCACGGGCUCCGUGGCUGUGUCAGUUGAAUCACCCAUCUUUUACCUCCGCAACAAUAAUGAGGAUGCAGCGCGGAGCUGUCAGACUCAGCUCUUAGGUACCACGGCGCCAACAGAGGUAUUCAAUGCGAUCUUUGACGAAGACAAACGCUACGUAAUGGAAGGCACAAGCCAAAGUUUCGGGGCACAGUUCUCUGCCUCCCUAAUGCCCUUCAUCAAAAUGAUCUUCAGUCGCUGCCUUGUAGCGUUUACUUUCUCAGUGCCGCUCAGCCUAACCAUGUUAGGGAGCACACUUAUUUGGAAGAAAUCCAUCUACAGCUGGCCAAUGAUUUUGUGGAGUAUUUUGCGCUUCAUUGGGGUGCUCUUGGCCAUUGGCGUCGUGGAUAAGCUUGGACGCAAGUUCGUCUCGCUGCUGGGACUGCUGUGCAUGGCGGCUCUUAUGCUGGCCCUGGCAGGCAUCCUCUCACAUGAGACAUACUUUUCAAAUACAUACUUCAUGUCGCAGGUGUCUCGCAUCUCAAUGGCUUUCCAGUUCUUUGCUGGCCUGUUCGUUAUUAGCACACCGGCAUACUUGGGCGAGGCGUUUCCCAUGCGGGUCAAGCCUUUCUUCAUUGGACUGGUUGUCUGUCUUGAGCAAGUUAUUCACAUCAUUGUGAUUGUCACAUUCGGGAAGAGCUCGGACAGCUACUUCCAAUACUUUGUGGGUGUGGGCAUUAUACUGGUAGUCAGUCUGAUCAUUUUUGGCGCGGUGAUGCCGGAAACACGCGGCCUAUCGCUCCGACAGGCGGGUGAACGUUUUAGCCGAGUACAUGAUGUGAUGUCCUACUAA
This is a messenger RNA of Drosophila montana, 1548 nucleotides long. RefSeq lists its product as uncharacterized. The transcript is spliced from 4 exons. Gene Ontology annotation, molecular function: transmembrane transporter activity. Gene Ontology annotation, cellular component: membrane. Lineage: Eukaryota; Metazoa; Arthropoda; Insecta; Diptera; Drosophilidae. Gene Ontology annotation, biological process: transmembrane transport. Bases 1 to 1548 code for a protein of 515 amino acids. The record is from RefSeq and is a predicted model, not a curated record.